This is a messenger RNA of Encephalitozoon hellem ATCC 50504, 642 nucleotides long. RefSeq lists its product as uncharacterized. The record is from RefSeq and is a predicted model, not a curated record. The transcript has a single exon. Lineage: Eukaryota; Fungi; Microsporidia; Unikaryonidae. Bases 1 to 642 code for a protein of 213 amino acids.
AUGGAAUAUAAGAUACAGAAAGACCAAGAGCUUCUAACCCUAAUAGACAACAUCGAAAAGAGCUAUGACCCUUCUUCCCAGAGCUAUAAGUUCAAGUAUGUGUUUUACAAUAAGGUUGAUGGACCGUUUGUACGCCCCUUGGAUUUUCCGGAGACCUUAUGGAAUAUUUCUUUGACAAGCGACCCAACAAUGAUGCCUGUGCUUUUGAAGGGAGACGAGAUUGAGCACAGGAAGUCCUUGCAAAUGGAUGCGUGUAAAAGAAUUAACGAUUCAUAUGAUUUCCUGCGAAAGAAGAUAGGUGGGUUGAGAAUGAGGUCUGAGAAGCUCAAGUCAAAAAUAGAUGGAUGCCUUCAAAUAUACAGAAAGAUCUUUGGAGGUGUCUAUAAUCGAUUCAAGAAGGAAGAAGGAAAGUGUACUCUGCUAGACCGCGUAUACAGAGCAUAUCUCCCACUGGGAAAAAGAGAGAAACUUUGUGUUACACAGAACAAGAAUGAAGUGAUUGAUCUUUUGGAAGAUCUAAGAGGAAUGGGAGAGAAAAUCCUAAAGGAGGUGGACGAUGCACUGCAAGAGCGCCAGAAGCAGACUGUGAUACUGAACGAAUUGGACAAGGUCCAGGAGCCCUUUUCUAGGGGCACUUGGUGA